AUGCCUACACAAAGACGCCGUCGACCUGCUGAGGCUGAUGAAUCAGAGGAAGAUGUCCGCCCUAGACAAAGAAAUAGAGUUGAUCACGAGGGUGAAGACAACGAUCAAGAACCCAGCGAUGCUGAAAUGGACGGCGACAGAUCUCAGAUGCAGAGCGCCGAUGAACAACUAGCGAAGAAGCUGGUCCGUUACGUUAUAUCCUGCGAAUUCUCAAGAACUAUCAUCCGAAGAGAUGGUAUUAAGGAAAGAGUCCUUGGAAACCAAGGUCGCUCUUUUAGGCGUAUUUUCGACUUGGCGCAAAAACAGCUACGGGAGUUUUGGGGCAUGGAGAUGCGAGAGCUGCCAGUUAGAGAAAAGGUCACACUGCAGGAGAAGCGUCAAGGCAUCAAUUCGCAGCCCAAGCUCGGUUCUGGCUCCUACAUCCUCACCUCCACGUUACCGGAAGCCUACCGUAGCGCUGCAAUUCUCGGACCUUCAAAGACACCUAGUCCGGACGACGAGGCUACAUACGCAGGUUUCUACACACUGAUCAUCACGCUCAUCUCGCUCAGUAAUGGAGAGCUCAGUGAACAAAAGCUCAAACGUCACCUCCAGCGCAUGAACGCCGAUCAAAACGUCUCGAUGGACAAGACAGAGGCUAUCCUUAAAAAGAUGGAAAGGCAAGGAUACGUCAUCAAAAGAGUCGAGCGGCCGCCUCUAGGCCAGGAUGGUGAGCAUAUCAUCACAUGGCACGUUGGGCCACGAGGAAAGGAAGAAGUCGGGUUGGGCGGUGUGAUGGGUAUGACGCGCGAAAUCUAUGGCGAAAGCUGGGAUGAAGAAAUGGAAAAGAAGCUGCGCGCAAGUCUGAAUAUCAGACAGGCUCAACAAAACGAUGACGACGACGAGGCCGACGCGGAAGCUAGUCGAAUGCAAGAAUGA
Messenger RNA from Fusarium poae, 918 nucleotides. RefSeq lists its product as uncharacterized. The coding region runs from base 1 to 918 and encodes 305 amino acids. The record is from RefSeq and is a predicted model, not a curated record. NCBI's taxonomy places the organism in Eukaryota, Fungi, Ascomycota, Sordariomycetes, Hypocreales, Nectriaceae. The transcript has 4 exons. Gene Ontology annotation, biological process: DNA repair. Gene Ontology annotation, cellular component: nucleus.